Messenger RNA from Anas platyrhynchos (mallard), 3402 nucleotides. The record is from RefSeq and is a predicted model, not a curated record. Lineage: Eukaryota; Metazoa; Chordata; Aves; Anseriformes; Anatidae.
CCUGCCCGUACAUGUGUUUCUGUUUUGUAUCGUAGCAUUUGUUCUGGCGGCUCAUAUUUACAUUUUAAGUGCAUCUGGAAACAGCACCAAAAAUAUUGCAAAGGCCCCGAGUUGGUGCUUUCUUUAUGCUGCACCCUUCGCCCUAAAACCAGGCGCCAUGCCCCGCAGGAAGGCGGCGGGGCCGCCCUGGGAGCCGGGCCCCGGCAGGAGGAGACCCGGGGCGGCCGCGGCCUUGUCGUCGGCGGCGGGAGGGAGGCGACGGCCGCGGCCCGAGCGAGGAGGAGGAGGAGGAGGAGGAGGUAGUGGAGGAGGAGGUGGAGGUGGUGGAGGAGGAGGAGGAGGAGGAGGAGGAGGCGGCAGCAGCGGAGGAAGCAGCGAGGAGGAGGCGCCCCGGGAACGGCGGCCGAGGGACGGGAGCCCCGUCGGGAGGAGGCCCGGCAGGCCCGGGGGGGCCGGCUCCGGACAACGGAGGGGCACGGGGCCCGCUGGGGCGGCCAGGGGCCAGGCCGUGGUCAUCUGCGAGCCCGAGCACAGCAAGGAGCGCAUCAAACUCGAGGGCUCCAAGUGCCGAGGGCAACUCCUGAUCUUCGGAGCCACCAACUGGGACCUGAUCGGCCGCAAAGAAGUGCCUAAGCAGCAAGUUGCAUAUCGGAACCUGGGCCAGAAUCUGUGGGGGCCACACAGGUAUGGGUGUCUCUCAGGGAUUCAGGUGCGGAGCGUGGUUUCGGGACCGUGCGCGGCUCACAGCCUCCUCAUCACCGCCGAGGGCAAGCUCUGGAGCUGGGGUCGCAACGAGAAGGGGCAGCUGGGCCACGGGGACACCAAGCGCGUGGAAGCCCCCAAGCUCAUCGAGGUGCUGGGCAACGAGGCCAUUGUGCUGGCAGCGUGUGGCCGGAACCACACGCUGGCUCUCACAGAGAAUGGCUCCGUGUUCGCCUUUGGGGAGAAUAAAAUGGGGCAGCUGGGGCUCGGCAACCAAACGGAUGCUGUUCCAAGCCCUACACAGAUCAUGUACAACGGGCAGCCCAUCACCAAAAUGGCCUGCGGGGCCGAGUUCAGCAUGAUCAUGGACUGCAAAGGAAACCUCUACUCCUUUGGGUGCCCUGAGUACGGGCAGCUGGGGCACAACUCGGAUGGGAAGUUCAUCGCCCGCGCGCAGCGCAUCGAGUACGACUGCGAGCUGGUGCCGCGCCGCGUGGCCAUCUUCAUUGAGAAGACCAAAGAUGGGCAGAUCCUGCCCGUCCCCAACGUGGUGGUGCGGGACGUGGCGUGCGGGGCCAACCACACGCUCGUCCUGGACUCGCAGAAGCGUGUUUUCUCCUGGGGUUUUGGUGGCUACGGACGGCUGGGCCACGCGGAGCAGAAGGACGAGAUGGUGCCACGGCUGGUCAAGCUCUUCGACUUCCCAGGCCGUGGGGCAGCGCAGAUCUACGCCGGCUACACCUGCUCCUUCGCCGUCAGCGAAACGGGCGGCUUGUUUUUCUGGGGUGCCACCAACACCUCCCGCGAGUCCACCAUGUACCCCAAAGCCGUGCAGGAUCUGUGCGGCUGGAAGAUCCGCAGCCUGGCCUGUGGGAAGAGCAGCAUCAUCGUGGCGGCAGAUGAGAGCACCAUCAGCUGGGGGCCAUCUCCCACCUUUGGAGAGCUGGGCUAUGGGGACCACAAGCCCAAAUCGUCGACGGCUGCCCAAGAGGUGAAGACCUUGGAUGGGAUCUACACGGAGCAGGUGGCCAUGGGCUAUGCCCACUCGCUGGUGAUCGCCCGUGACGAGAGCGACGCCGAGAAGGAGAAGCUGCGCAAGCUGCCCGAGUACAACCCCCGCACCCUCUGAGGGGCCGGGGGGCAGCCGAGCCGCCCGCCCCGGUUUUCCAAGCGAUCCGCGGUUUUAACUACCUGUUCUCCUACGAUUUCCAAAGCGUUGGGGUUUUUCCCUCACCACCACGGCCAAGACCUUCCCCCGUGGCUGUUUGAGUUCCCAUCCCGACCCUAGCAGGACCUUUUGGCACAUCCAGGCUUUUUCGUUGUUUUAUUGGUUUGGUUUUGUAGUUUGUUUGUUUUUGUUUCGUUUUGUUUUGUUUUUCUCUUUUUUUCUGCUGUUUCGCACAGAAAGGAAGGUGCCGGGUUCGCCUGAACAGGUGUCCAUUUUUUUUUACUAUUAUUUUUUCCUUUUCCUAGCCACAAAUUUCCCCACAAGCACCCAGUUGCGAGCUCGGAGCGAAAAUCAAGCAAAACACUGCAAAAUGCCUUUUUGCCCCACAAUAUUGCAUUUUUUUGGCAUUUCUCCCAAGCAGCCUCCACCUUGGGUGCUGUAAUUCUGAGGUUCUGAUCCCCAGCAUCCCUUUUUCCCAGGAGGAUUUAGGGACAAGCCUGUUGUCCCUCACUCUUGGGGGACGAAGCGGGUCCUCUCCCCAGCCCUGCAUCAUUUGGGGGUUGGAUGCCCCCAAGCCGCCUGCCCCCCGCUUUUGCGCCCCCCCAAGCCCCCCCGCUGCCCAUCCCAGGGCGAUCUCAGGUAUGAAGAGCGGGCCCUGAAGCGUCGUGCAAGCUUUUUUCCUUUUUUUUUUUUUUUGUUAAUUAUUAUUAUUUUUAUUAUUAUUAUUAUUUCCACUGCCUGGUAUCUGCCAAAAGCCCCUCCUCAGGCAACGCUGUGCACUGUGCUGGAGAAACGAGGUGCCUUUAUACGCAGAGCCCGGCUCUGCCUCCACAAAACCCAAGGGUGUUUUUUUUUUUAUUAUUUUAUUUUAUUUUUUAGUUUUUAGGGUUUAUUUUGAUUUUUUUUUUUUAAUUCCUUUCCACUCUCCCUGGCAGUUUGCUGGUGGUGCGCCACGUGGCCCUGCGGGGAAUUUUGCAGUACUUUAUGGAAAAAAAAAAAAAAAAAAAAAAAAAAAAAGAAUUAAAAGGGGGUUCUUUAUGUUUGCUUUGGGGUUUAUUUUGGGGUUUGUUUCAGUGUGUUAGAGUCAAAGCUUCCAGGACAAGGAGAGCAGCAGGGUGGAGAAGUUGGAUAUUCUGUUUUCUUGAGCAAUACUAGCAUUUGCUGCAAGCACCCAGCCCUUCCAAAAAUGGGUGGUGAGGAGGUGGGAGCAUGCAGCACCCCACAGCGGGGCUUUUCUAGCCUUAUCCCCCAAUUUUUUUUCUACUUGCGAUGAAUAUUUCAAGCUCAUCACCAUCAGCUGCCUACCCCAAAUGGGCACGAGGGGAUGCUGCAGAUGCUGCAUGAUAGGGGUGGAAAAAACAGCAAAAACCCACUUUCACCCCCCAAAAGCAAUUUGGGCUUGUCCUGCUUUUACACAAAAUAUUUGAGGCUCGGAUCGAUGCUCCUGGUGAUGUUCUCCCCCAUGUGCCGCUGUGUCCUGGCAGCGGGCGAGCGAAGGAGGAGGCUGGAAGAAUAAAAUAAUAAUAAACCAC